ACUGCACCUUGUUGAGUCAAUCCCUUGUCUUGUUUAUGCAUUUGAAUGCUAUUGAAUGAGAUUAGUCAUAAAUAUCAGUGUCUCUCUUCUCAAGUUCAUCUUUAAACUCUGCAAACAGCAAAAGAUGAAUUCAGAAUUAUUCCAGAAUGAAUAAAUACUGUGUGUGUGUGCGUGUUCAUGGGAAGAGGGAGUCAUUGAUGUGCGUGUCUGUCACUGAUGACGCUCGUGUGUCUUAAAGGACCAUGAGUGUAAGUUUUUGAGACAUAUUCUCAGAGUCUAAUGCUUUGCGCCUGUUAUUUAAGAGCUCCGACGUCGUGAUGAAAUACAGAUUAUCAAUGCUGCGAGAGAAUGGAUCUUAUCGAGCAGCCUGAACGUGUAGUAUCUUACGCUGAGGUGAAAUGAGGGUGUAAUUUGUCCAAAAAUGUGACAUGGCACAAGCGCAUCGGUCUCACGGUUGGACAGUCGAGGUGUCAUUGAUCUGAUCUGAUAUGAUCACUGAUAAAUAACGCGGUGAGAUGGAUCUCCUCUACGUUUUUCCUUGACGCGCGCGGGAGGCAGGAACUGAGCAGCGCGAACACCGGCCAAUGUACCGGGGGGACGGCGGCGUGACAGCGGCCCGGGAGCGGCAGCGGCGGUGUGACAGCGGCGGUCUUCAGAUUCGUCCCUCCGGGUUUUACGCAACAAGGCGAGGGGAACGAUGGGCUGCGCUCCCAGCAUCCACGUCUCGCAGAGCGGGGUGAUCUACUGCCGCGACUCGGACGAGUCCAACUCUCCGCACCAGACGACCACCAUCUCGCAGGGUACGGCGACCACCCUGCACGGCCUCUUCAUCAAGACCGACGCGGCGGAUACCAUCCCCUCCGUGAUCGCGUACCAGACCAGGCACACGCGGACCAGCUCUCAGCGGGAGCGGAAAGAGAACAGCGGCGGACACAUGCGCACAGAGGCCGAGACUCAAACCAGCUGCACCAGCGUCAAGGUGUCUGCUGCAGAAGAACGUUUAGGGCCGAUGCGACUGACCCAGGAGCCCAUUCAGGUGUUACUGGUCUUCGCUAAAGAGGACAGUCAGAGCGAUGCUUUCUGGUGGGCGUGUGAGCGUGCGGGGUUCAGGUGUAACAUCGCACGAACACCUGAGUCUGCGGUGGAGUGUUUCAUGGAUAAACACCACGAGAUCGUCAUCAUUGAUGGGCGGCACUCACGGUACUUUGAGGCUGAUGCCGUCUGCAGGAUGAUCCGAGCGGCUAAGCCUUCUGAACACACUGUUAUUUUGGCUGUGCUGCCACAAAUUCCCUCAGAUCAGGAGGAACCAUCUGUCCUUCCUCUUCUCUCUGCUGGCUUCUCCAGAAGGUACCUGGAGAACAGCAGUGUGUCAGCCUGCUAUAAUGAGUUAAUCCAGUUAGAACAUGGAGAGGUUCGAGCUCAGUUCAAACUGAGGGCUUGUAACUCUGUGUUCACCGCGUUAGAACAGUGUCAGGAAGCCGUGGAGAUCAGCAGUGAAGAUCAUGUCAUUCAAUAUGUAAAUCCAGCGUUUGAAAAGAUGAUGGGCUAUCACAGAGCCGAAGUGAUUGGUAAAGAGUUGACUGAACUACCUAAGAGUGACAAGAACAGCGCCGACCUGCUGGACACCAUCAACACCUGCAUCAAGAAAGGAAAGGAAUGGCAGGGGAUCUAUUUUUCACGGAGGAAGUCUGGGGACAGUAUUCAGCAAUAUGUCAGAAUCACUCCUGUGAUUGGCCAGGGAGGAAAAAUUCGCCAUUUUGUGUCCAUCAAGAGGCCUUACAGUGACAACCACAGACAGGUUCAUAAGUUGAGCAAAGAAGACAAAAGCUGUGGUGAAAACUCACAAUCAGAUUUCAACAUACCAAAAUAUCAGAACUGCAAUUCCUUGCGUCACAAGGACCGGAGGAAAGAGUCUGUGGACGUCAGAUCUAUCAGCUCUCACAGCAGCGAUGCUCCCAGUCUACAGAAUCGCAGAUAUUCCUCUAUGGCCCGAAUCCACUCCAUGACUAUUGAGGCUCCAAUCACUAAGGUGAUAAAUAUCAUUAACGCAGCACAGGAGAGCAGUCCCGUGACAGUAGCGGAAGCUCUGGAUCGUGUUCUGGAGAUUUUGCGGACCACUGAACUCUACUCACCCCAACUGGCCUCAAAAGAAGACGACCCCCACACCAAUGACCUGGUGGGAGGGCUCAUGAGUGAUGGACUCAGAAGGCUCUCUGGGAACGAGUACGUCUUCUCCAAAAGUGCAUUACAAAGUAAGUUCUAG
Pimephales promelas (fathead minnow) is the source of this 2263-nucleotide messenger RNA. NCBI's taxonomy places the organism in Eukaryota, Metazoa, Chordata, Actinopteri, Cypriniformes, Leuciscidae. The record is from RefSeq and is a predicted model, not a curated record.